AUGAGUCAUACAAAAAAUGGUAGCUCCCGCAGAAGUGGACGCAGUCGGUCACCGAAUCAAGUGACCCGACAAAGGGCGAGCAGUCGCCAUGACGAUGACCGGGAAGACAGCCGAGGCCGAAACAAGCAUGGUACUACUACAUCGGCUAGUAGUAGUGCUAGUGGCCAUCGUCGCAGCAGUCGUCCCGAAGCUACCCGCAGUCAGAGCCGUGGUCCAAGAUCGUCCCAUCACGAUCGUUCUCGAUCUGGCAGCAAUCACCAGCGAAAGCAGCAUCAUCAUCACCACCAUGAUAAUAACAAUGACUACUACAGUGAGAGUGAGGGGAGUGAACAUUCCUUUGUAGAAGAAGAACAAGUACAACCAGCAGAAGAAGCCCCCCGAAACAAGGGUCGUCCCUCGUUGGCCCGUCCCGGCAUGUUGGCCCGUGCCACCAGUAUUCGACGCAACAUGAGCGGAACUGGUUCGACCGGCAUGACUGCUGCCAACAGUGCCAAUAAACGUAGCAUCCGUCGCAGCCGCAGCAUGGUCGGAUCCGUAUCCACCACCACCACCGAACCACCGUUAGCAGCCGAAGAAGGAUCCAACGAUCUCGCCAUGAGACGCGCUCGACGUCGCAUGAGUCAAAUGGGAGGAGCCACAGCCGAUGAUACCGUCGCUGCUGCCAAUCCCACCGCAGGCGGACGACCCACGUUAUCGAAAGAAUUGCAACGUCGACGUUCCCAACGUCGAUUGCAAGUGGAAGACUUGCAAAAGAAAGAACAACUGCAAGCGGCCGUCUUUGACAAGGCAUUGGAACGACGAAAGUCCAUGCGCUGUCUCAACCUGAAUCAAGACAAUAAUGAGGAUAUUCCGAGAGCGUCUACCCGUUCGUCCAAAGCAUCCGGCCGACGACCCAGUUUGGCAUCGUCAUCUCAUCAUCGUCGACAGCAGCAGCCACAGUAUUAUGACGACGAGGAUGAGGAUUCCCAAGACGAGUUUGGGGCAUCCGACUCUGACAACGAGGAAGAACAAGAAGAAGAACCCAAAAAGUCGUUUCCCAAAUUGGCGCCACCACCUCGUACCGGCUCGGGCAUCAGGACUCGGAGACCUUCCAUGGCUGCUGCUAGUGCUGGUGUCGACGAUGGAUUUGCCGACUUUGAUGCUCUGCAAAAGCAAGACCAAGAAUCGCAAGAACCAGAGCGUCGUCCGAACAACCAGAGGCACCGUUCCCGCUCUCCGUCCCGGCGUCUACGGCUACCAGAAGAACACAAGCAUCAGCAUCAACCCGAGAAUUACGAACCGGAAGAACGAAAGACGAGACGAACCAGUCAACCACGAUCGGCUGUUCUGCAAAAGGCCAAGUUGGGAAAAUCCCUCAAGGCAAAAGCCGAUUCGCAAAAGUACACCCUCCCUACAGACGGAACCAUGAUGAAGGACUCGUCCUACGAUAAUGUCAUUGACAUGCGCAGCAGCAGCAAACGGAGAGAUCGUUCGCAGGAAAGAUCGUCCUCCAAGCAUCAGCAGUCCGGUUCGAGUAGUCGGCGCGGCACUACUAGUACUCGCAAUAAAAUAUCCCUCGGAAUUCUCAAGCUGGGAAAAGGAUUGGAUGACGAAUCCGCACAAACCCAUACCACGGGCAGUACGGCAAACUCCACACUCAGCGGCAACAGUCGAGGGAGCAGGGAAUCGCAAAAGAACAAAAUGUUGGGUCUCAGCCAGCAAUUCCGACAAUCCAAGUCGGCGUGUCCCAGCAAUAACAACAAGAACACUACUACCAAUAGUAGUCAAGCCGUGGUUGGCACUGAUACUACUACUACUACCCAACAACAACAAAGAAAAAUGCAGCACUUGAUGGCGGACACUCCAUUCUUUUAA
Seminavis robusta is the source of this 1854-nucleotide messenger RNA. The record is from the annotation of a GenBank genome assembly. Lineage: Eukaryota; Bacillariophyta; Bacillariophyceae; Naviculales; Naviculaceae.